Messenger RNA from Naumovozyma castellii, 1461 nucleotides. It is a transcript of the gene ICE2, whose product is annotated as Ice2p. Bases 1 to 1461 code for a protein of 486 amino acids. The transcript has a single exon. The record is from RefSeq and is a predicted model, not a curated record. Lineage: Eukaryota; Fungi; Ascomycota; Saccharomycetes; Saccharomycetales; Saccharomycetaceae.
AUGAUCUCAAGCAGCUUUAUUAGGGGUAUAAGAAUAUGUUCAGCUACAUUUUAUCUGCUCUUUACGUUGAUAUCCAUACCGAUAUCCUUUAAAAUUGGGGGACUUCAUUGUGGGUUAGCAUUUACUGUAUCAUUAUUCAUAUUGUAUUUCCUGUCCACCACACUUAGUAUAUGGGCCAGAAAGUAUGGAAGUAGGAUUCAUAUACUUUUGACCAAUAUUCUAUAUUAUUUCCAACACUUCAUCAUCGCUUCGUUACUUUAUUUGUUCCUUUCAGGGUUUUCUAAUGAACAACUCAGUUCUAUGUUGAGGGAUGGGAAUAAACCAAUCGAUUCAAUUGCAGAUAUAUUCAAAAAGAAUGUUGCUUCUUCAACUCAAGCUAAUUGGGUUCUUUACUACUAUUACUACAGAUUUUUUGUUCAACCAUGGCAAUUUAUUCUUUCCUAUUCCACUCCAUUCUUCACUUUAUCUGAAGGAUUUUUUACUAUUUUAGCCAUUCAAGCAAUUGGCGAGACUAAUAAAUGGUUAGUGUAUGAAAUCAACUCCAACACUUGGGUUAUCAGUUCUUUGUUAGCUUCCGGUGGAGUCAUAACUGCGUCACUUUAUUAUUUAUAUCGAAUCUACGUGACUCCAAUCUGGCAACUAUCCGUUCAAACUGCUUCUUUACUUGGCUUUACUCUUUCACUAGUAGGUGGGCUAGGUAUCUAUGGAAUAGUCACCGACAAAGGUUCUGUUAUUGAAAGUUCAGUAUUCUUUGCCUAUAUUGUUCGUUGCAUAUAUGAAAUUUCACCAAAAUUAGCAACUACUGCUACAGAGGAAAUUCUAGAGGUUUUUAAAGAAGUUUGGCAAAGGCAUCAAGCCAAUUUAACUAGCCCAAAUAACCUUUUAUCGUAUUACCAUAAUGUUGUAUUGAAAAAUAUUGAAACAAUCUGGGAAUCCUUCAAGAUAAAUGAUAACAGCUUUAUUACAUCUUUUUCCACUGAGAGAGUGAUUACAAUUUUUAUGCCUAUCUGGAAACUUUUGAAAACCUUCACAAUAACAGUGCCAUCAUCAAUCAACGAAUUGUGUUUUGUUACAUAUAAGAUGGCCUGUGAGUCUAUAUCACCAGCUGUAAUAGUGAACCUAUGUUUCCGUGUUCUUAUUUUUUACUCAGCUACAAGAAUUAUUCCAGCUUUACAAAGAAGAGAUGAUAAUGAACUAAGGAAAAGUCGUAGAAUUAUGAAAGUGUUAUAUUGGUAUAGUCCAUGCAUUUUGAUUGCAAUGUACGCUCAUCUGAUCUUACAGUAUUCAGGUGAACUAAAGGACGAACUGUGUUUAUGGGGGUGUAACUCCAAAAUUUUCCCAUCUGAUCAACCCAAGAUCAUUGUAGAUUCUUGGGGAUUUUGGAAUUGGUGUAAUAUAUUUUUCACAAUCUUAGUGUAUGCAAGCGAAUUAAUAGGGACAACACCAGGAAGUAAACAAUAA